Messenger RNA from Aspergillus alliaceus, 1317 nucleotides. Its product is annotated as salicylate synthetase. Gene Ontology annotation, molecular function: oxo-acid-lyase activity; isochorismate synthase activity. Gene Ontology annotation, biological process: L-tryptophan biosynthetic process. Bases 1 to 1317 code for a protein of 438 amino acids. NCBI's taxonomy places the organism in Eukaryota, Fungi, Ascomycota, Eurotiomycetes, Eurotiales, Aspergillaceae. The transcript has a single exon. The record is from RefSeq and is a predicted model, not a curated record.
AUGGCACGUAUUGAAGCAUCCAUCACCCUCACGCCUGGACACCCUGACGGACUCAAUGUUGUGGCAUCUUUGCUCGAGAAAUACAAGGACGAUGAAUACUAUGCGUACGAACGUGAGGAUUGCUGGUAUAUUGGCCUUGGUGCAUCCAUGUCCCUUGUGGUUGACCCCCGGGGGCAGAAUGCCACUGUCACUCUCGAGAAGAAAGAGACGCGCUAUCCCGUGGAGCAUUCACUGCCCGACAUUGCCAGGGAAUUCCUGGCCAAGCACUGGAAUGGGGUCGGCAGAGUCUUCGGCCAAGUCGGUUUCAACUAUGCCGCCCACAUCCGUGGAUACAGCUACAAACCCGGUCGCUGGCCGCUUCUGGCCUUGAUGAUUCCGCGCAAUGAGGUUUGCCUUCAAAGGAACCAGACUACCGUGAUAGGGUCCAACAGCGAUGAAGUCCUAGCCUUAAUCGCAUCCAUAAAGGAAGCGCCUGGCUUCGAGGCGCCCAAGCAGAGUCAAUCGAUCGAUACGACAGACUCGGCGGGCGAAUAUAUCCCUCGAGUCCAGAAGGCACUGUCGGAAAUCAGCAAAGAUCAGUAUUUGAAAGUGGUCCCGUCGCGAGCUGUAGACCUUCGGGAACAAGUGAACAUGCAUGAAACGUUGCUUCGGGGCAGGCAGUCUAACAACCCCUCCCGCACCUUCUGUCUCAACCACGCGGGAUACCAAGCCACUGGCUUUUGCCCUGAGCUAGUAAUGUCACUGGAUAAAGGGGUUGUGAAGACCGAGCCUCUCGCUGGGACGCGCUCGUGUGAGGGAACCAAAAACGACGUCGAAAGGCUACGAAAGGAAUUGGAAACCGACAGCAAGGAGAUUGUGGAACAUGUCACUUCUGUCAAGGCAGCCAUCGGCGAGAUCCGUCAACUCUGUGACACGGCCACGGUGGAGGAUUUUAUGUCUGUCCGCCCGCGCGGGAGUGUGCAGCACCUAGGCUCACGUGUGGCGGGAUAUCUUGCAUUGGGAAAGGACAUGUGGGAUGCGCUGAAUGUUAUAUUCCCAUCAAUUACGGUCUCGGGGAUUCCUAAGGAGGAGGCCAUCGAUGCUAUCGAGCGUCUCGAACAACGGCCCAGGGAACUCUACUCUGGUGCCGUUCUCAUGCUGGAAGACCCACAUACUAUGGAAGCGGCACUUGUCCUUCGCACGGUAUUCCAGGACUCCAACCACCAGUGGAUCCAAGCGGGGGCUGGAGUGAUUGCCGAAUCGAAGCCCGAGCGUGAGCUGACUGAGAGUUGUGAGAAACUGGCCAGUAUUGCCCCUUACAUAAUAAAAACAACCUAA